Cicer arietinum (chickpea) is the source of this 2168-nucleotide messenger RNA. RefSeq names its product protein DETOXIFICATION 56. Gene Ontology annotation, biological process: xenobiotic detoxification by transmembrane export across the plasma membrane. Gene Ontology annotation, molecular function: antiporter activity; xenobiotic transmembrane transporter activity. Gene Ontology annotation, cellular component: membrane. Lineage: Eukaryota; Viridiplantae; Streptophyta; Magnoliopsida; Fabales; Fabaceae. The record is from RefSeq and is a predicted model, not a curated record.
ACCGAAGUGCUUAGUUACUAUGAUCUCUAUCAUAUCUCAUUUGUCAUCACGCACUAUAAAUCCUUCAACCAACAGCCAUUUCUUCUAUUGGCAGAAAAAAAGCAUGCUUUCGUCCCUCCUUAAAAUACUAUAACUUCUUUAAUAUCACCAAACUCUUGCACCCUCAACCAUUCUCACAACAUUAACUCUUCAAAAACAAAAAUGUCAUCAACAUGUAAAUUACAAGACAACAACCUUAGCUCAAACCAUAAAACUAACAAACCACUUUCACCUCCUCCAUUGUUACAAACUAAAAAAUGCGAAUGGAAUCCGGUGAAGACUAUGUUAUCAGAGGAGCUAAGAGUUCAAGGAAGAUUAGCACUUCCAAUGGUUGUAAUGAACUUAGCUUGGUUUGCCAAAACAGCUAUCACAACAGCAUUUUUGGGUCGGCUUGGGGAGCUUAGCUUAGCUGGUGGCGCACUCGGCUUCACUUUUUCUAAUGUUACCGGCUUCUCUGUCUUGAAUGGUCUUUGUGGUGCCAUGGAACCUAUUUGUGGACAAGCUCAUGGUGCUAAAAACGUGAAGCUUCUUCAUAAGACACUUCUCAUGACAAUACUUUUGUUGUUAUUGGUAACAAUUCCUAUUACUUUCAUGUGGCUUCAUAUUGAUAAAAUUUUGAUUCAUUUUGGACAACAACAAGACAUUUCAACUGUGGCUGGAACCUAUGUUUAUUAUCUCAUACCUGAUUUGUUUGUUAUCUCACUUUUGUGUCCCUUAAAAGCUUACUUGAGCUCUCAAAGCAUCACUCUUCCUACCAUGUUUAGUUCUGGUGUAGCACUUGCUUUUCAUGUUCCUGUUAAUAUAAUACUCUCAAAAACCAUGGGUCUAAGAGGGGUUUCCAUGGCUGUUUGGAUAACUGAUCUUAUUGUUGUGGUUCUUCUGGCCAUUUAUGUUGUCACUUUGGAGAAUCAAAAGGUAACGGCGUGGAAGGAAGGAGGGUGGUGGGAUCAGAGUGUUAUGGAUUGGAUUAGGCUAAUCAAGCUUUGUGGAACUUGUUGUCUCAACACAUGUAUGGAGUGGUGGUGCUAUGAGAUUCUAGUCUUGCUUACUGGCCACUUGACAAACGCUAAGCAAGCGCUAGGAGUUUUAGCGAUUGUGUUAAACUUCGAUUAUUUGCUUUUCUCAGUGAUGUUGUCGUUGGCCACUUGUGUUUCCACCCGUGUCUCUAAUGAGCUUGGUGCCAACGAACCUGGCCGUGCUUACCGGUCAGCGUGUGUGUCUCUAGCGUUGGGUUUUAUCGCAGGUUGCACUGGCAGCUUGGUGAUGGUGGCUGCAAGGGGAAUUUGGGGGCAACUUUUCAGCCAUGAUAGAGGAAUUGUAAAUGGAGUAAAAAAGACAAUGUUGUUGAUGGCUCUAGUGGAAUUGUUUAAUUUUCCAUUGGCAGUUUGUGGAGGGAUAGUUCGAGGGACGGCUAGACCCUGGUUGGGUAUGUAUGCCAAUUUGGGUGGAUUUUAUUUCCUGGCACUGCCCCUUGGUGUUGUUUUUGCCUUCAAACUUCGUCUUGGCCUAGUUGGACUCUUCUUUGGACUUUUAACUGGUAUUGUUGCUUGCUUGUCACUAUUAUUAGUAUUUAUUGCUAGGAUAAAGUGGGUGGAAGAAGCUGCCAAGGCACAAAGACUAGCCAGUAACGACCAAGUUAAAGGAGUUCCCUAUAAUGAUGCAGAAAUACAUGGUGAGGCUCGUGAAAAUAACAAAGUAUAAAAAGUGUGUUCAAAUUAUCUCUAUCUACUCAUUCAUGCGUGUAGGUGUAUCCAAACACUUGGCCAAGACAAAUAAGACGUCUCAAACCAUGCAUAACAAUUCCAGACAGAAAAUCAUACUCCGCAACGGUUGAGUUGCUUGUCAAACUCAUUGAGUGUUUCCGUGCACGGUUUAUUCUUGAAUAUCACUAAAAGGCAACCCUGCCAUGCCAGCCCAAAUGGGUUCUUUAUCAUUUUACAUCACUACCUAAUGCUUUUGCUUUUGCCAGUUUAUUUCUUUCUUCUAGUUUUCCUUCUUUUUUUCCUUUUUUUUGGGGGGGUUUGAGGGAGGGGUUGAAGGGGGAAGGGUCAUUUUACAUUUGAAAAUAUGAAUUCUGUAUUCAAAAUCAAUGGCAGAACAGCCUGUUGGUCUAUCUAUUGUACAAUCAA